Messenger RNA from Mangifera indica (mango), 2260 nucleotides. RefSeq names its product serine/threonine protein phosphatase 2A 57 kDa regulatory subunit B' beta isoform-like. Lineage: Eukaryota; Viridiplantae; Streptophyta; Magnoliopsida; Sapindales; Anacardiaceae. The record is from RefSeq and is a predicted model, not a curated record. The coding region runs from base 468 to 1712 and encodes 414 amino acids. Gene Ontology annotation, biological process: signal transduction. Gene Ontology annotation, molecular function: protein phosphatase regulator activity. The transcript has 2 exons. Gene Ontology annotation, cellular component: protein phosphatase type 2A complex.
CUCAUUAAACACCUCACACAUCCUUUCGCUCUUGUUCUUCUCAUUGGACCUUUUUGUAUGCACAAUAGAUCCCUUACACUUGAAUUGCCACCCAUAUUCUUAACAUUCCCACCAUACUUAACCAAAACAACAAAAAGGUUCCCAGCACGUGUAAAAGCAGCCAAUUUCAACAACCAAAUUGAAAAUUAUCUUUCUUCCCGUAAUCGUCCCCCGCUUUCCUCACUACCACUGUAUGUAUCGUGUAUAUCAAAAAUCAGAUAUUCAUUCUUUGUUUCUUCUGUAAUUCCUCUCUCACAUUCACUACAAAUUAAUUCCUGCUUAAUUAUUGAGUCAUAAAAUUGAUGCAAUAGCUUUGGCUUUGCUUUCUUAUUAUUCCAUGCACGCCGAUCUGUCGAGUUUCAUUUACUCCACCCACUCACAAUCCAAGAACAUUAGUGUGUUAUUGGUUUUAGAAACUACGGUUUUCGAUGUUGAAGAAGAUCAUGAAAGGGCGAAAGCCCUCCAAAUCCGAUCCUAACGAUUCCUCUCUGUACGGAUUCAAUCAGCCCGGUGGUCGAAACCCGGGCCUAAAUGUGGUAGUAAAUCACGCCUCUCGGGUCGGACCGGGUCAACAGACUACAAGCCCGGGUGGGGCAGGGAUGUUGUCGACUCCGCCACCAAUGGGUAACAUUGAAGCGCUGCCGCUUUUUCGUGACGUGCCAGUUUCUGAUCGGCAGAAUUUGUUUUUGAAAAAACUUCAAGUUUGUUGUUUUAUAUUAGACUUUUCGGAUACUUUGAAAAGUGUUCUUGAAAAAGAGAUUAAGAGACAGACAUUACUGGAGCUUGUUGAUUUUAUUCAAUCUGGGUCAGGUAAAAUCACUGAGACUUGCCAAGAGGAGAUGGUUAAAAUGAUUUCGAUUAAUUUAUUUCGAUGUUUGCCUCCAGCCUCGCAUGAAAACACCGGGCAAGAAGCGGCUGAUCCGGAAGAUGAAGACCCAUAUUUAGAACCCUCUUGGCCUCAUUUGCAGCUUGUUUAUGAGUUGCUUUUGAGAUAUGUUGUGUCUUCUGAUACAGAUACUAAGAUUGCCAAAAGGUAUAUUGAUCAUUCGUUUGUGUUAAAAUUGCUUGAUUUGUUUGAUUCUGAGGACCCACGAGAAAGAGAGUAUUUGAAAACAAUUUUGCAUCGGAUUUAUGGCAAGUUUAUGGUUCAUCGUCCCUUUAUUAGAAAGGCAAUUAACAAUAUAUUCUAUCGAUUUAUAUAUGAGACUGAGAGGCAUAGUGGUAUGGGUGAGCUUUUAGAGAUUCUUGGCAGUAUAAUUAAUGGAUUUGCAUUGCCGAUGAAAGAAGAGCAUAAGUUGUUUCUUGUUCGAGCACUUAUACCGUUACAUAAGCCAAAACCUGUUGCUUUGUAUCAUCAACAACUGUCUUAUUGUAUUACUCAGUUUGUUGAAAAGGAUUACAAGCUAGCAGACACGGUCAUUAGAGGGUUGUUGAAGUACUGGCCUGUGACGAAUUGUCAGAAGGAAGUUCUCUUUCUUGGAGAACUUGAGGAAGUGCUAGAAGCUACGCAGGCUGCUGAAUUCCAGCGCUGCAUGGUUCCUCUUUUUAGACAGAUUGCCCGCUGCCUUAAUAGCGCUCAUUUUCAGGUUCCAAGCUUUUGUACACUUUCAAUUAGUAGGGUAUGGAGACUGCUAUUGUAUGGUAAACAAGACAACUUCAUGCUUUAUUUAUAAACUUGGGCAUAGAGUUGGAGAGCAAGUAAUUAGGUGCUAAAUGCCCUGAUAGUGUAAGGGUUAUAACUACAUACUGAUAAAGCACUCAUCAGAAGGGUCCAUUCCUGCAAGCACAUAAUGAGGAAGAAGAGUGAGGAGGCAGGAGCAGGAGCUGAAUUUAAAGGGAAAAAUAAGAAGAAUCGGGAAGCAGCUGGAAUUAUUGAGAAGGGACGAGAAGAAGCUGGAGCCACUGAGGAAGGUCAAGAAAUUUCCAGCAACCCCACUUGCAUGAGCAGGAAAAUUCUAGCACCCCACUUGCAUGACAGAUGGCUGCUCUGGAUUGGUGGCCUGUGCAGAAUUAGUUAGCAAAGAUGAGUAUAAAAUGGUGUGAAGAUGAGAAGGGAAGGAGGAAGUUUGGUAUUUGAAUUCUUGGAGGGAGCUGGCCUCUUGAACUGCCAGAGGAGUCUUGUUUAGGCUAUGUUUUUGCUGAUUCUUCUUUCUGUUAUUUCUGGAAUAGCUCAGAUUUUAGUCUCUGUUCAUUUUACAUUAAUAAACAUAUAUUCAGUGCA